CAAAAUUUCAAUUGGAGCUGCAGCUUGGUCCCGACUUUUUCGAACUUCAACAACCAGCCCACCGACCAGGUAAGCAAACGCCCUUCCUCCUGUCCAGCCCGACGAGAAAUUGCGGAAGCUCUCCCAAAAUCAACAUCCAACUGAUUCGAACCCAAAACUAACAGCCUCUUUCGACACUUGUCCCAGCACCGGACAAGAUGGCCUCCAGACCGACUGUCACCGUUCUCGGCGCCGAUGGCAAGGCCACCGGCGCCACUGAGGUCCUCCCCAAGGUCUUCAGCGCCCCUAUCCGCCCGGAUAUCGUCAAGCACGUCCACACCGGCAUGGCCAAGAACAAGAGACAGCCCUACUCCGUCUCCGAGAAGGCUGGUCACCAGACCUCUGCCGAGUCUUGGGGCACUGGUCGCGCUGUCGCCCGUAUCCCCCGUGUCUCCGGCGGUGGUACUCACCGUGCCGGUCAGGCCGCCUUCGGUAACAUGUGCCGUUCCGGCCGCAUGUUCGCCCCUACCAAGAUCUGGCGCAAGUGGCACGUCAAGGUCAACCAGGGCCAGAAGCGUUUCGCUACCGCUUCCGCUCUUGCUGCCUCUGCCGUCGCUCCUCUCCUGAUGGCCCGUGGCCACCAGGUCUCUACCGUUCCCGAGGUUCCCCUCGUCAUCGACUCCGCCGCUUUCGGUGUUGCCUCCAAGACUGCCGCUGCCGUCGGUCUCCUCAAGGCUGUCGGUGCCGGUCCCGAGCUCGAGAAGGUCAAGGCUUCCAAGAAGCUCCGUGCCGGUAAGGGUAAGCUCAGAGGCCGCCGCCACCGCCAGCGCCGUGGUCCUCUUGUCGUCUACUCUCCCAGCACCGACGGCAAGGAGCUCGUCCAGGGCUUCCGCAACAUCCCCGGUGUCGAGACCAGCCCCGUCGAUGCCCUCAACCUCCUCCAGCUCGCCCCCGGUGGCCACCUCGGCCGCUUCGUCAUCUGGACUUCCGCCGCCAUCAAGGAGCUUGAUGCCGUCUACGAGUCCAAGAAGGGCUUCUUCCUCCCCUCCAAUGUUGUCGCCAACGCCGACCUUACCCGUCUCAUCAACUCUUCCGAAAUCCAGUCAGUCCUCCGCGCCCCCAAGGGUGAGGCCAAGACCAAGCGUGGCCACGUCCUCAAGAAGAACCCUCUGCGCAACAAGCAGGUUCAGCUCCGCCUUAACCCCUAUGCCGCCACCUUUGCCAGGGAGAAGCUCGGCGAGGUCAAGGAGGAGGGCAAGCCUGUUCGCGUCAAGGCUGACUUCCUCGGUCAGCUCAAGGAGUAAGCUGCUGGUGGAGUGGAAAAGGGAAAAGAGCGACUGGUUGUGGGUACUUUUAUCGGCGUAACGGAUAAUGGCAUCUACGCGUCACAUCAAUGAAUUCUGAUACCAGAUUUUGGCCAGGUGGCUGUUGUGAUUAGUGACGUGUGACCAUGCAUGAUGAUUUUCAGCGUAGCAAUAAGACUUUGUCUGAGCCUCACGA
This is a messenger RNA of Podospora bellae-mahoneyi, 1479 nucleotides long. RefSeq names its product 60S ribosomal protein L4B (gene RPL4B). The record is from RefSeq and is a predicted model, not a curated record. Gene Ontology annotation, cellular component: cytosolic large ribosomal subunit; ribosome. NCBI's taxonomy places the organism in Eukaryota, Fungi, Ascomycota, Sordariomycetes, Sordariales, Podosporaceae. The transcript is spliced from 3 exons. Gene Ontology annotation, molecular function: RNA binding; structural constituent of ribosome. Gene Ontology annotation, biological process: translation. The coding region runs from base 198 to 1283 and encodes 361 amino acids.